UGCACGAAAAUAAUUGCAGUUAGUAGAACUCACCUCCUUCUCUCGCAGCCGAAUAAAGUUUCCAUUUUUUUCUUUUUUGUCGUUAAACUAUCUACAGUCUCUCCCUGAAGAAUCUGAUCAAAGGCCUAAAUUAUCCACCGUCGGAGUAAGAUCUCACUCACCCUCACUCGUUCUGUUCGGGAAUUUCCCACCUGGCUAAGGUUUUACUGUGAAUUCAAGUUUUGGAGAAGGAAGAGUUUUUUAAUAAGCGCCAGUUUCAGUCUGAACUCAGUCUCGCUAACUUCAUCUAUUUUCUCUUCCAUUUCUACGGUAAAAGAUGAUCUUUCUUGAUCUUGACUUCUGGGGUAAGUUAUAAUGCAAAAUUGAAGAUACAUGCUUUUUAUAGCUCACCUUAGCUAAGCCAGCUGUCAACUCUGCGCUUGGUUCGGAUGGUUAUUUUGAAAAUUCCCAACGAAUGAAGUUUGCAACAUUGGCUUUUCAAAGAUUGCCAUGCUGAAUGCUGCUUACAGUCAGUGGAUUAGGGAUGAAUUCUGCGAUGGAUGACAUGAACUUGAUUCAGCAGGCUCAAAGGCACCACUUAGUGGUCAGAGAGAUUGGGGAAGAAAUUGAUCUAGAAAUUGGUCCUGGCGAUGACGAUCCUUCAUUUUCUAACACGCCACUUAUUGGUGGCCCACCUCGAGAACCUUCGGCUGAAGAACAAGAUGAUAGUAAGCAUAUGGUGAUGGUAUCUCAACUUCCCAGCGACGAUCAAGAUAUGUCGAAAUCACAACCAGCAAAGAGGAAGAAGAAGGUGGUCAAAAGAUGGAGAGAGGAAUGGGCUGAUACCUAUAAAUGGGCUUAUGUUGAUGUCAAGGAGGGGACAGCAAGGAUUUUUUGCUCAGUUUGUAGAGAAUAUGGGAGGAAGCAUAGACGGAACCCUUAUGGAAAUGAGGGCAGCCGGAAUAUGCAGAUGAGUGCAUUGGAAGAGCACAACAACAGUUUACUUCACAAAGAGGCUCUUCGACUUCAGAUGGCUUCCAAGGAUAAAAUUAUUGUUGACAAACCUAUUUAUGUUAAAGCUCUUAUGUCAAAAACUGCUGGAUCAAUUGUUGAAGCUGCACUUAAAAGGGACCCUCACGAGGUUGAGUUUGUGCAGUCAGUGCAAGAAGUUGUUCAUGCCCUAGAAAGAGUGAUUGCAAAAAAUUCUCAUUAUGUCAACAUCAUGGAACGCUUGUUAGAACCUGAACGUAUGGUUCUCUUCAGAAUUCCUUGGGUGGAUGAUAGAGGUGAGACACAUGUAAACCGAGGCUUUCGAGUACAAUUUAAUCAGGCCUUAGGUCCCUGUAGGGGUGGUAUACGAUUUCAUCCAUCAAUGAACUUAAGUAUCGCAAAGUUUCUUGGAUUUGAACAGACAUUAAAGAAUGCGCUAUCACCAUACAAAAUAGGAGGGGCAGCUGGUGGAAGUGAUUUUGAUCCAAAAGGAAAAAGUGAUAAUGAGGUAAUGCGGUUUUGCCAAAGUUUCAUGAAUGAGAUCUAUCGCUAUUUGGGUCCUGACAAGGACCUCCCUUCCGAAGAAAUGGGUGUUGGUACUCGGGAAAUGGGUUAUCUAUUCGGACAAUAUAGACGCUUAGCAGGUCAUUAUCAGGGAAGUUUUACAGGGCCAAGGAUAUUUUGGUCUGGCUCUAGCCUUCGAACUGAAGCUACUGGAUAUGGGCUGGUAUUCUUUGCCCAGCUCAUCCUUUCUGACAUGAACAAGGAGCUUAAAGGAUUAAGAUGUGCUGUAAGUGGUUCUGGAAAAAUUGCAUUGCAUGUUCUGGAGAAGCUUAUUGCUUAUGGUGCUCUUCCAAUCUCAGUGUCAGAUUCGAAAGGAUAUUUGGUGGAUGAAGAUGGAUUUGAUUACAUGAAAAUAUCUUUCUUGAGAGAUAUUAAAGCACAACAGAGAAGCUUGAGAGACUAUUCAAAGACUUAUGCUAGAUCCAAGUAUUAUGAUGAAGCAAAACCUUGGAAUGAGAGAUGUGAUGUAGCAUUUCCAUGUGCUUCACAGAAUGAAAUCGAUCAAGCUGAUGCCAUUAAUUUGGUAAAUUCAGGUUGUCGUAUAGUAGUAGAAGGUUCAAACAUGCCGUGCACUCCUGAAGCUAUUGAUUGUUUGAGAAAAGCCAAUGUUCUCAUUGCUCCUGCAAUGGCUGCUGGUGCUGGAGGGGUUGUUGCUGGAGAACUUGAGUUAAACCACGAGUGCAAUUCAAUGAACUGGUCACCUGAGGAUUUUGAAUCUAAGUUGCAGGAAGCAAUGAAACAGACUUACCAGAGAGCACUCAAAGCAGCAACCGAUUUUGGAUAUCAGAAAGAGAGUCCCGAGGCAUUGGCUCACGGAGCUGUGAUCGCGGCUUUUCUAACUGUUGCUCAAGCCAUGACUGAUCAAGGAUGUGUAUAGAAAAAGCUCAAGCAUAUGUAGUAGAGGACCCGAUUAGUCUUCAAAAGAUUGCUUCUGUUAACCGAGAGAUAUUGAUGCAAGCAACCAGCUGCGGAACAUUGCGGGAAUUGUGUUUAAAAGGUUUGGGGAUCUAUGUGUCUGUCUGUUCAGACCAGGUAAUGGUAUAAUGGAAGUUAUAGGAAAUCCCUCUGUAACACACACAUGCAAGCAUAAUAGCUAUGCGUGGAAAGGGGUAGCUUUAGCUUGUGGGGAAGAGAACUGAAAUAUACGCAUAAUGCAAGAAAAUUGUGUAGUUGUAAACUUUAGUGAGCCUAUAAAAGAUUGUAAGUUCUCCAAAAUUCAUGGAGUACAGUUGAGAUGUAAAUGCGCAUACCGCAUUCUUGUCAGACUGCUUAAAAUAUUUGAAAUAAAAUUAGUCAUUUGUUGUAA
Cannabis sativa is the source of this 2839-nucleotide messenger RNA. RefSeq lists its product as uncharacterized. Gene Ontology annotation, molecular function: L-glutamate dehydrogenase (NADP+) activity. NCBI's taxonomy places the organism in Eukaryota, Viridiplantae, Streptophyta, Magnoliopsida, Rosales, Cannabaceae. Gene Ontology annotation, cellular component: cytosol. The transcript has 17 exons. The coding region runs from base 497 to 2410 and encodes 637 amino acids. The record is from RefSeq and is a predicted model, not a curated record.